AUGGCUUCCAGGAUCAAAAAUUGGAUCUUGAAAAGGUCAUCGUCGACCAACGACUCUCACAAAUUAGAAGGAAAGCCAUACGAAAAAGCAGAAUCUUCGGAUACACCUUCAACAGUGACCCCUGCUGGUACCAACCUUGGAGACAAGCUUUCGUUUGACGAUGUAGCAAGAUUUUUCAAAACACCCAAGGUCGAAUAUACCGGUAGCAAUGAAGAAACAAAUAUAUGGGCGGGAAGAACGUAUACGACCCUUUAUGAAUCAGCAGAAGCUCCCAUAACUCCUAUAACUCCAGGCAGACGACAAAAUACGGCGAAAUCCAAUGAACAUGACGGGAGACCUAGAACGGCUCCUUCUGAUGAAGAUGGUCGGGGAGGCGGAAGAAGAAGCUCUUUACGAACAUUCUCUGAAUUUGCGACGAGAUCCUCUCCUUUUCUGCGACACAAAAAAUCUACUGCCUCGCAGCAUAUCCUUUCGAGGACCCCUGAGGCAACAGCACUGGUAUUCCCAAGUCCUCCCACCUCAGCUCAUCAUAUUUCUCCACCAACCUCCCCAUACGCGUAUGAAUCAAUCGAGUCUGCUAGGCCAAUGGCUACACCAUCCUAUGUGCCACACCAUAGACGAGAUUCAUCUCGUUCUUCGAAAGCUUCACGAAAUUCAUAUGUCGAUAUUUUGGAUGUACACGACAAUAUGAAGGGUGGACGAGAUACUUACAGAAAUUGUACCAUAGCAGCUGAAGCAAGGAUAUAUGGAGACGAUAUAGCGAAUGGAAAUUUGGCCAUGGAAAAUGCUCGAUUAGAUCAUAGAGAUCAUAAAUUCAGCUAUUUGAAAUCGAUAUAUUACGGUGUGGCUGAAACUGAAGGAUCUAAACGUUCUAGACUUGGGCUCUUAGAGCGCAUUCCCAGAAAUGACGACACAGAGACACUUUCGUCUUCAUCAUACACCCAAUCUGUAUCCAGGUCUCUUGUUUCCCUUAGCGAGUCUCGACAAGAAAUCGGCUUGGACCUACCCGAGUACACUUACGGUUACUCCGCUGGUUCUUGCCAAAAUCAAGAUAGUUUGACCACGGGUUCCGACAGUAACUUUGAUCAUCAUCAAAGAGAUCUAGAAACUGCUCAAACCACAACUUAUACUGCAUCAAUUCGAGAAGCUCGCCGUCGAGCAUUCGUCUUUACACAAUUACAUCCAAUUCAGCUAGCCUCUCAUCGAAGAGAGUCAGAGGCAAUCAACUCGUCGAAUACUACCUCCACAAUGAGAGACACAUUACGAACCGUACCGGCGAAUGAUCGUCGUCCUUUCCAUUCGGCCUCUACUGUCACGUCGAUGAGGCAAAAUCCCGACUUGUCUUCGAGUAUCGGCACUUCUGGCAAUGCCUUGGACAGAACUCCUCGAACGAUGCCAUCGCCAUCGCAUUAUUCUACCAUUUCUACCAAUGACAGAACCGAGACUACAGUUGAUGACGAUGAUAUGCAUGUCAACGGUACCAAAUUUCCCAUUGCAAAUGGACAGAAACAUACAUCAUCACCAACCACCGAUCAAUUUGAGAAGGGAUCUUACCUCGUUGAAGAACGGGCGGAGCCUAUCAGCCUUGAAGGUGUAGUAGAUCUUACCAAUACCGUGGAUACUACUGUACACAAAAGAGUUGCACCUGCUGUUAUUCAAGAACAUGUUCUACCUACUGAACACGAAAUCAUAACGAGAGAAAUCUUCCGAGAGGUUCAUCAACAUCAUUACUAUCAUCGAGCUCUUCCCGUUAUUGAUACAGAGAUCCUACCUGCCAAACAUUACGUUUAUGGCGACGAUGGAGAUACACUGAUGAGAAUACCAGAGUCGAUGGUACCGGGUCAUACCAUCACAGGGUCCCGUUCUCAAAAUUGGUCAAUUGUACUACACCAACAACCAGCUCCUGCUGAAGAUGCUUUCGACUCACCACUGUUCGGAGUAGAACCUGAUCUACCAGAUACGAAAUACACAACACAUUAUCAGCCAAACUCGAAUGGACAGUUAGAAUGGUCUCGUGUGCCUGGUGAGCCUGUGAAGGUCAUGGAACGAGAGUACAUGACCGCAGAGGGUUUCCCUCGCAAGGAAACUUGGUGGAGAUAUCCUCCUGUUCUUGCGACGGCUGCUUAUGAAGCUGGUCUAACAGUACCCAUGCAUUGGAAUCACGUACCUGCUGGAAAGGAACAGACUGUCACGGAAGAACCAGCUUCGACUCCUCAAAAGGAGAAGAAAAUCAAAGAACUUCGUGAUCUUGAGCAUGCGCAAGCAGCUGAAUACAAUAAUGUCGAUCACUUAGAUUCUAACAUGGGAAAACUUCGCGAACAGAAGCUAUAUGGUGGCCUUUCGAAUUCGGAUUCUGUGCAUGCACGAGAGCUCAAUGAUAUGCAUUCGUCAUCACUUUCGAGGGAAACAAUUGCACAACAACAAACAACAAAUAGACCAUCAACUCAAGAUAGCGGUUACAGUGGCUUGGACGGUGCUUCCUCACCUGUCGCAAAAGGUCCGUCGCAUCUCAGAAAUAGCUCGGGUUCAAGCAUAUCAAGCCUCUUGGGCAAAGUAAGAGGUGACGAUGGAAGAAAAUCUAUGCCCGUGGGAGGAGAAGCUACAAAAUAUCUACAGAGAUUGAGGGAGAAGAGAAGAAGCUCAACCUCUUCUACAGGGACUGGCCCAAGAGCUUGGGGAAGAAGAAGCGAAGAUGUUGGGAGAAGAAGUGAGGGUAUUCGGAGCGAACUUCCCUUAACUGACGAUACGAAAAAAGUUGAGCAUCUUUUUGGGGUGGCUACCCCCAUGGUUUAA
Messenger RNA from Sclerotinia borealis F-4128, 2793 nucleotides. The record is from the annotation of a GenBank genome assembly. Lineage: Eukaryota; Fungi; Ascomycota; Leotiomycetes; Helotiales; Sclerotiniaceae.